Messenger RNA from Topomyia yanbarensis, 846 nucleotides. RefSeq lists its product as uncharacterized. Lineage: Eukaryota; Metazoa; Arthropoda; Insecta; Diptera; Culicidae. The coding region runs from base 1 to 846 and encodes 281 amino acids. The transcript has a single exon. The record is from RefSeq and is a predicted model, not a curated record.
AUGGAGUUGUAUUAUGACCUGUUGCUCGAAAGUUUUCUUAAACUGGGUCCAGAAAAACCAAUUUUGCAAGGAACUGUUUUCGGCUGGGUUGCUUCCGGAAAGGUCGGUUCCAGUCGGCCUGAUUCAACUCUUAAACUGGCACAUGUCACCAGCACACAGUCUCUCGAUGAACAACUAUCUCGCUUUUGGGAAAUAGAAUCAUGUUGGACUACCAGUACCCAAUCCUUAGAAGAAACCGCUUGUGAAAACCACUUUGCCGCAAUUGUAUUUCGAGAUCAGACCGGUCGCUUUGUUGUCACCCUUCCCAAACGAGCUGAAAUUCUAAAUCAACUGGGAAAUUCGAAGGAGAUUGCUUCUCGCAGAUUUCGCGCUCUCGAACGCCGUUUUGAUACUAAUCCUCACCUGAAGGAAGCUUACACGGUUUUUAUUAACGAAUAUCAUCAACUUAACCACAUACGGGAGAUCUCAGACAGUGAAGCUUCCGCGCCUAUAGCCUAUUACCUGCCACACCAUGGCGUCGAAAAGGCAGAAAGUACAACAACGAAACUGCGAGUUGUUUUCGACGCCUCAUGCCGCACUGACACCGGAAUCUCAUUGAACCAGGCUCUCAUGCUGGGCCCAGUCAUCCAAGAUGAUCUGUUGUCAAUUAUUUUACGCUUCCGGAUGCAUCGAUAUGUCAUUAUCGCCGACAUCGAAAAGAUGUUUCGCCAAAUACGUGUGCACCCGUCGGAUUACCCACUGCAACGUAUUCUUUGGCGUUUCUCAUCGUCUCAGCCCCUUCGUACUUUCGAACUUACGACAGUGACUUGUGGCACGGCCUCUGCUGUCGGAGGAUGGAUCGAAUGA